ACAAGCAUCCAAAUCUGCAGUCACAAAGCACCUUGUUAUGCCCUCCCUUCAUUUGUAUCAUAAUCGUAAUGCUUCUUGAUGAUUGCGUUUUGUGCCAAACUAAGAUCUAUCCUCGUUAUCUCCUUUUAUUUUGAGUAUGAAGCUGAAAACCUUUGCUACUGGGUAGUGGGUAUUUAAACUCACCUCAUUCAUGAACUUUACUACCAAAGUUCUUCAGUUUUAGUUCAACUAUCCUAUCAAACAGCAAAAAUUCAAUUUUACCGCACUUUAUGGGAUAAUGGCUGCAUCUGCUUUGGCACUAACACCCCCAUUCUGUUUCAGAAAACCCCAUUGCAGGAUUUCAUCUUUCAAUGCCCAUUCCCUCUUCUUAAAUGCCAAACAAUGUCUUAAAUCAAACACCCUUCAUGCUUCCCUUCAUUUCAAGCCCCCUCUUUUUGCAAACGCAAUUGUCCCUUCCGCAUUGACCCAAGUUCGAGCUUCUUCUCAUGAAUGUUUUGAUGCUGCUGAUGAAGCCGAAAGGUUGUUGCUUUUUGAGGAAAAGCCAGUUAAAUUCGCUUUCUGGGUCCUAUUUUGGGCCUCUCUAUCCCUUGCUUGGUUUGCUGUUUCCAAGGAUGCUAAUGCUUCUGUUGACUCCAUUAAAGCCUCUGGCUUUGGCUUAAAGAUUGCUAAUUCCUUGAGAAAAUUGGGGUGGCCUGAUGGGGUUGUGGUGUUCACACUUGCUACUCUUCCAGUGCUUGAGCUUCGUGGAGCUAUUCCUGUUGGCUAUUGGAUGCAACUUAACCCUGUUACUUUAACAGUGUUAUCCAUUCUUGGGAAUAUGGUUCCUGUGCCAUUUAUUGUACUCUACUUGAAAAGAUUUGCGUCUUUCCUGGCUACGAGGAGCUCUUCUGCAUCACGGUUCCUUGACAUGCUGUUUGAGAAUGCCAAAGAGAAGGCUGGUCCUGUUGAGGAGUUUCAGUGGCUUGGUCUACUGCUGUUUGUGGCUGUUCCUUUUCCUGGAACUGGAGCAUGGUCUGGAGCCAUUAUAGCAUCUAUUCUUGAUAUGCCAUUUUGGGCUGCUGUAUCUGCAAAUUUCUUUGGUGUUGUAUUUGCUGGGCUGCUGGUAAAUUUGCUAGUGAAUCUUGGUCUGAAGUAUGCUAUCAUUACUGGUAUCAUCCUUUUCUUUGUUUCCACAGUCAUGUGGAGCAUCCUUAGAAAUCUUAAAAAAGAUUUGAACUCUUCAUAUUGAUGUGAAAUGUCUUCUUUUCCUAUAUCAACACAAAGACAGUCGAAGUUUUGUUAUUCAUUCUCUUGUCUUUUGUUUUGCUUUAUUUUCAUAAUAGAGCAUUGUAGUUGAAUGAUAUGUAAAAUUGAAAUGGCUGACAUAUUGUAUAUUCACUUUUUCUGAUGUUUUAAACGUUAUGGGCUGACUGAUAUUCCUUGAUGCAGACCAUCCUAUAUCAGAUAGCUUUUUUUUACCUUCAUUUGGGAGACUUUAAGACCUAAUCAAAUUAUUACUUUGAGGU
Abrus precatorius (Indian licorice) is the source of this 1505-nucleotide messenger RNA. RefSeq lists its product as uncharacterized. The record is from RefSeq and is a predicted model, not a curated record. Bases 278 to 1228 code for a protein of 316 amino acids. Gene Ontology annotation, cellular component: chloroplast. Lineage: Eukaryota; Viridiplantae; Streptophyta; Magnoliopsida; Fabales; Fabaceae. The transcript is spliced from 2 exons.